This is a messenger RNA of Phragmites australis (common reed), 527 nucleotides long. RefSeq lists its product as uncharacterized. The transcript has 2 exons. The record is from RefSeq and is a predicted model, not a curated record. Bases 59 to 361 code for a protein of 100 amino acids. Lineage: Eukaryota; Viridiplantae; Streptophyta; Magnoliopsida; Poales; Poaceae.
ACCUGUCGUGACUCCCAAACGCGAAACCCUAAUCCAAUCUCGUUUCCCACGUCUACAGAUGGGGCUCUUCUCGUGGUGGAGGGGAGGGCGACGCGGCGGCGGCGGCUCGACGGAGCCGCGGGACCAGCAGCCCGCGGCGGCUGAGGGGGCCGAGGCGGUAGCGGCGCACGGGGCGGUGGAGGUGCGGCGGCGGCGGCAGGCGCUGGACGCGACGGUCUUCGAGUUCGGGUCCGCGGCGGAGUCCGGUGCUGCCGUGACGCUCGCGGGCUACUGUCCCGUCUCCGACGAGCUCGAGCCGUGCCGCUGGGAACUGGUGCCGGCCGCCGGCGAGGGCGCGCCGCAGUUCCGCAUCGUGUUCUGAACGGGAGGAGGAGAGAGCACCCAUGCCGGCCUUACCUGAUUUUAUAGCUGCAUCUUCCUGCAAUGCCUCACAGAAUGCAGAAGGGAGCAGCAGGAAAUUGAUUUUUCAGGGACAUUGCCAAUACAAGAAGCAUCGCCUGUUGUCACCAUGCCUUAGGAUCCCUGCA